This is a messenger RNA of Oncorhynchus mykiss (rainbow trout), 2218 nucleotides long. RefSeq lists its product as uncharacterized. Gene Ontology annotation, biological process: regulation of transcription by RNA polymerase II. The record is from RefSeq and is a predicted model, not a curated record. NCBI's taxonomy places the organism in Eukaryota, Metazoa, Chordata, Actinopteri, Salmoniformes, Salmonidae. Gene Ontology annotation, molecular function: DNA-binding transcription factor activity; RNA polymerase II cis-regulatory region sequence-specific DNA binding.
ACCAGAAUGGAGAAUAAAAGCCUCUCAAUGGCCAGGGCAUGACAGCUACUUAUUUAGUUUUAGUUUGACUUAAAUUAAACUGCCUUAAAUGUGCUUUAGUAAACAUUUUUUUAUUCGCACUAAUCAAUCAACACAUUCCAGUCUUUGUAUGUCUCAAUAUAAUCGUUUUAUUUAAUUAAAUCCAUUUAAAAUAAUCUUUGCCUGAAAAUAAAAUAUGAUCGUUUCCCUUCCAGUCAGCAGACGGCGAUGUGCGUCUUUCAGGCAACGCUGUCAGCGUGACGUAUAAUCUAGUGGACGGUUCUUCAGAAACAGCUCGUCAACCUCCUCGGUAGCUUGCUAGCCAACAUAGCCGAAAGAUUCAAGCUAUUUUUACGCUUUCGGUCUAUAUUAGCUACUGUGUUUUAGACACACUUCUGUCGUUUCAACUUGUUAACCUAUUUAAUUUAAUAUUACGUUAUUUUGUAUUAGUCAGCUAUAGUAUCUGGCUGGUUAAGUUACCACUAGCCUAGUCGCUAAUGAUAGCUAGCUAGCUAACAUCCCCGACCAUGAGCUUCCUAAACUACUCCCCUCCUGUUAAAGAAGAGGGGUUCUGCUGGACGGAGAAAGAAGCUCUGGGGCUGAACAUUGUCGUGAAAGAGGAUGUCACAGUAAAACAAGAAGUAGAGGGUGAGGCUGUUACAGUGAAAGUAGAAGAGAAAGACGUUUCAGUGAAAGAAGAGGAAGACGCGUUCAGAGUUAAAGAGGAGGAGGAUGUUACAGUAAAAGAAGAGGGGGAUGUAGUUUUUGGAGUGAAGAAGGAAGGGGAGAUUACUGUUACAUUGAACGAUGAAGAGGAGGAGAUAGGAGAUCUGAUUAACACCAGAGAGAGAGGGUCCUCUGGGGAGCCUCAACAACAUCAUGAUGCUGAUGAGGCAGAGAAGAGUGUCUCCACAUCAGAACUCCUCAAGAAACACCAUAGGAGACCCACAGGGAAGAAAUCUCAUUGCUGCUCUGACUGUGGGAAACGUUGCAAAUCUUCAUCAGAACUUAAAAUACACCAGCGAGUACACACUGGAGAGAAAUCUCACCACUGUUUUGAUUGUGGGAAGAGUUACUUAAGAUUAAAAUCACUAAAAGUACACAUGAGAAUUCACACUGGAGAGAAACUUUACAGCUGUGAUCAAUGUGGGAAGAGUUUUACUAUGUCUAGUCAUCUGAUGAUACACCAGAGAACACACACAGGAGAGAAACCGUACAGCUGUACUCAAUGUGGGAAGAGUUUUACUCAGUCAAGCAACCUGUUAUCACACCAGAGAAAACACACAGGAGAUAAACCUUAUAGCUGUGAUCAAUGUGGGAGGAGUUUUACUACAUCUAGUCAUAGGAUUGUACACCAGAGAACACACACAGGAAAGAAACCGUACAGCUGUACUCUAUGUGGGAAGAGUUUUACUCAGUCAAGCAACCUGUUAUCACACCAGAGAAAACACACAGGAGAGAAAUCGUAUAGCUGUAAUCAAUGUGGGAUGAGUUUUAUUCAGUCAUGCACCCUGUUAUCACACCAGAGAACACACACAGGAGAUAAACCUUAUAGCUGUGAUCAAUGUGGGAAGAGUUUUACUACAUCUCGUCAUCGGAUCGUACACCAGAGAAAACACACAGGAGAUAAAUCUUAUAGCUGUAAUCAAUGUGGGAAGAGUUUUACUCGGUCAAGCAACCUGGUAUCACACCAGAGAACACACACAGGAGAGAAACCUUAUAGCUGUGAUCAAUGUCGGAAGAGUUUUACUUCAUCUAGCAGUCUUAUUGUACACCAGAGAACACACACAGGAGAGAAACCUUAUAGCUGUGAUCAAUGUGAGAAGAGUUUUGUUACAUCUAGCCGUCUUAUUGUACACCAGAGAACACACACAGGAGAGAAACCUCAUAGCUGUAAUCAAUGUGACAAGAGAUACUCUGAUAAAAGAUCUCUGAUCAAACAUCAGAAAAUACAUACAUGAAGGGGUUGUUUCAUGAAAUCAAUGAAAUGUCAUAAUGUAGAAAGUUUUAACAUUGUAGAAGGAGUAUUUUAAUGAUGUCACAAUGUAGAAGCCUAAAUGUUUGUCCCCUGUUCUAUUGAUUUCAGCCAGAUAUGGAUAUUAGCAUCAGGGAGAAAAUCCAGGCUCUUAAUUGAAAGAGUACUAUUUAUGUUAUUUAACAAAAAGUGACUAACAAAUAAAGAGCUGUGUUGCACUUAUAA